Aureobasidium vineae is the source of this 522-nucleotide messenger RNA. Lineage: Eukaryota; Fungi; Ascomycota; Dothideomycetes; Dothideales; Saccotheciaceae. The record is from the annotation of a GenBank genome assembly.
AUGGUUGCCAAGAUCAUCAACCUGGCCAUGCGCGGCCUCCAGUUCCUCUGGGCCCUGCUCAUCAUGUCCCUCAUUGGUAACAUGAUCGCAACAUCAUACUCUGGCAACCCCUCGAUUGUCAACUACAGCAUGUUCGUCGCUGUCUUCAGCAUGCUGUCGCUGUUCUACCUCAUCCCGGCAAGCAUCAAGGAGUCGUUCAUGAUCCACCCUCUUCUUGUUGUUGGUCUUGAUGCCUUGAACGCCAUCUUCUACUUCUGCGGUGCCGUUGCUAUGUCAGCCUACCUUGGUGUUCACAGCUGUGGUAACUCUUCGUACACUCACAACAACUCCGUCACCAACGGCUCCCCUGACACCAACAAGCGCUGCACAGAGGCCCAGGCUUCGACUGCCUUCCUCUGGUUCGGCUUUGCUGCCUUCGUCGUCUCGGCCGUCUUCGCUGGUCUGCAGGGCCGUAACUCCGGCGUCAACAUGCGCGGUGGUGCCGGUGGCAUCAGAAAGGGACCUGCCAUGAGCCAGGUCUAA